Camarhynchus parvulus is the source of this 4276-nucleotide messenger RNA. It is a transcript of the gene UBE3A, whose product is annotated as ubiquitin protein ligase E3A. The record is from RefSeq and is a predicted model, not a curated record. Gene Ontology annotation, molecular function: ubiquitin protein ligase activity. Bases 1081 to 3723 code for a protein of 880 amino acids. Gene Ontology annotation, biological process: ubiquitin-dependent protein catabolic process; protein polyubiquitination. Lineage: Eukaryota; Metazoa; Chordata; Aves; Passeriformes; Thraupidae. The transcript has 16 exons.
CGGAAGGCGCGGCCCGGCAGCUCUCUAUGGUUGCCCGCGGCGGGUAGCGCGCCGCCGCCGCCGCCUCGCCUCGCCCCCGCCCGCGCUGCACGCCGGGACACGGCCGGUCCUCCCUCCUUCUCUCCCUCCCUCCUUCCCGCGCGCCCCCCGCGCGCCCCGAGCCUGCGCCGCGCCGACAUCCGCGUUGUCCCAAGAUGGGAGGCGGGGCUCGCGCUGAGCGCGGCCCGGCGGACACAGAAGCAGGAGGAGGAGACGCGCCCGCCCGGCCCGGCCCGUCCGCCCGCCUCGCCUUCCCCCGCCCCGCCAGGCCGCGGCUCCGGCCGCACCGGCAGCAGCAGCGGCGGCGGCUCCUUCUCGCCCGCGGCCCGGCCCCGAGUGCGGUGCGGCCCCCGUAUGAGCCCGGGCGGCAGCGGCGGGAGCGCCCGGGAGCAGCAGCCGAGGCGCCCAGGUUGAGCCUGCUUCCCUGUUUUAUGCAAACUGCUCAAUGGAGGAAGGGGGUGGAAGUCAGUCUUUACCGAUACUCUUUCCAUUACCGUCCUGCAUGGUUCUUUACCCAUGCUUUACAGAGUGGUGAAGAAUUAGGAGAAGCUGCAGUUGUUCUUCUGAGUGGAGCUAAAUGGGUGGCUUCCUUCUGGACCCUCACUUCACUUUCUUAGGAGAGCUGCUCCAGCCCGCUGAUCAUUUUUGUGGCCCUCCUCUGGACUUCCUCCAACAGGCCCAUGCCUGUCAUGUGUUGUGGACUCCAGACCUGGAUGCAGCACUGCAGGUACAAGAACUGUAGAAGUCCAUUUUAGAAUUUGAAAGAACAAGAUUCUGCAGCUCUGGAAAGAUAUGCCAUGGAAGUAAUCAGCUGGGGUGGUCCCAGGGCGCUCUGGGCGCGAGUAUUGCUGAGUGAUCAUUGGCUGCCACCUGCGUGACAAAGUAAAGGACCAACACUUCCAUUUAUACCAGUGGAGCCAGAUCACGGGAAACAAUUGACAGAAUUGUUAAGCUUAUGCUUAGCUCAGCGUGAUACAGGACUGGUGCGACAACUCAGUUUUGAUCAGUGACUCAAAAUUGUGAUCACCCUGAUGUCACCGAAUGGCCACAGCUUGUAAAAGAUCACCAGGAGAACCACACUCUGAGAACAUUGAAACUAGCCGAAUGAAGCGAGCAGCUGCAAAGCAUCUAAUAGAGCGCUACUACCACCAGUUAACCGAGGGCUGUGGAAAUGAAGCCUGCACGAAUGAAUUUUGUGCUUCCUGUCCAACUUUUCUCCGUAUGGAUAACAAUGCAGCAGCCAUUAAGGCCCUCGAGCUUUAUAAGAUUAAUGCAAAACUCUGUGAUCCUCAUCCCUCCAAGAAAGGAACGAGCUCAGCUUACCUAGAAAACAAUUCCAAAGGUGCCCAUAACAAUUCCUGCACUGACAGAAAAAUGAACAAGAAGGAAAUGCAAGGCCCGAGAGAUGACUUUAAAGAUGUGACCUUCCUAACAGAAGACAAGAUAUAUGAAAUUCUUGAACUAUGUCGAGAAAAAGAGGAUUAUUCCCCUUUAAUCCGGGUGAUUGGGAGAGUGUUUUCUAGUGCUGAAGCACUGGUACAGAGUUUCCGAAAAACCAAGCAGCACACCAAGGAGGAGCUCAAGUCUCUUCAAGGAAAGGAUGAAGACAAAGAUGAAGAUGAAAAGGAAAAAGCUGCCUGUUCGGCUGCUGCUAUGGAAGAGGAUUCUGGUGCAUCAUCGUCUUCAUCAUCAAGAAUAGGUGAUAGCACACAGGGAGAUAAUAACCUCCAAAAACUAGGCCCAGAUGAAGUGUCUGUAGAUAUUGAAGCAGUCAGACGGGUCUAUGAUAGGUUACUUUCUAAUGAAAAAAUAGAAACUGCCUUUUUAAAUGCACUUGUGUACUUGUCACCUAAUGUGGAAUGUGACUUGACUUACCAUAACGUGUAUUCUCGGGAUCCUAACUAUCUGAAUUUGUUUAUUAUCGUUAUGGAGAAUGGCAAUCUUCAUAGCCCAGAAUAUCUGGAAAUGGCUCUACCAUUGUUUUGCAAAGCAAUGAGCAAACUGCCCCUUGCAGCUCAAGCAAAACUGGUCAGAUUGUGGUCUAAGUACAGAGCAGAUCAAAUUCGGAGAAUGAUGGAAACAUUUCAGCAACUUAUUACUUACAAAGUCAUAAGCAACGAGUUCAAUAGUCGUAACCUAGUGAAUGAUGAUGAUGCUGUUGUUGCUGCUUCGAAGUGCUUGAAAAUGGUUUACUAUGCAAAUGUAGUAGGAGGGGAUGUGGAUACAGAUCAUAACGAAGAGGAAGAUGAAGAACCCAUCCCAGAAUCAAGUGAACUAACUCUUCAAGAGCUGUUGGGUGAGGAAAGAAGAAAUAAAAAAGGUCCUCGAGUAGACCCACUGGAAACUGAACUUGGUGUUAAAACUAUAGAUUGCAGAAAACCACUUAUCCCUUUUGAAGAAUUUAUUAAUGAACCACUGAAUGAUGUUCUAGAAAUGGACAAAGACUACACUUUCUUCAAAGUAGAAACAGAGAAUAAAUUCUCAUUUAUGACCUGUCCCUUCAUAUUGAAUGCUGUUACCAAGAACCUGGGAUUGUAUUAUGACAAUAGGAUCCGGAUGUACAGUGAAAGACGCAUAACUGUGCUCUACAGCUUGGUUCAGGGGCAGCAGCUCAACCCCUACCUGCGGCUGAAAGUGCGGCGUGAUCACAUCAUCGACGACGCGCUCGUCCGGCUAGAGAUGAUUGCCAUGGAAAAUCCUGCAGACUUGAAGAAGCAAUUGUAUGUUGAAUUUGAAGGAGAGCAAGGGGUAGAUGAAGGAGGUGUUUCCAAAGAAUUUUUUCAACUGGUUGUGGAAGAAAUCUUCAAUCCAGAUAUCGGGAUGUUCACAUAUGAUGAGUCUACAAAACUGUUUUGGUUUAAUCCGUCCUCUUUUGAAACGGAGGGUCAGUUUACCCUGAUUGGCAUAGUACUGGGACUGGCUAUUUACAACAACUGUAUACUGGAUGUACAUUUCCCCAUGGUUGUCUACAGGAAGCUAAUGGGCAAAAAAGGAACUUUCCGUGAUCUGGCAGACUCUCAUCCUGUUCUGUAUCAGAGUUUGAGAGACUUACUGGAGUAUGAAGGAAGUGUGGAAGAUGAUAUGAUGAUAACGUUUCAAAUAUCUCACACGGAUCUCUUUGGCAAUCCAAUGAUGCAUGAUUUAAAGGAAAACGGUGAUAAAAUUCCUAUUACAAAUGAAAACAGAAAGGAAUUUGUCAAUCUCUAUGCUGACUAUAUACUCAAUAAAUCAGUAGAAAAGCAGUUCAAGGCCUUUCGGAGAGGAUUCCACAUGGUGACCAAUGAAUCUCCUUUGAAAUAUUUAUUUAGACCAGAGGAAAUUGAAUUACUUAUUUGUGGAAGUAGGAAUUUAGAUUUUCAAGCACUAGAAGAAACUACAGAAUAUGAUGGUGGCUAUACAAGAGACUCUCUUAUUAUUAGGGAAUUCUGGGAAAUAGUCCAUUCAUUUACAGAUGAACAGAAAAGACUAUUCUUACAGUUUACAACAGGCACAGACAGAGCCCCUGUGGGAGGACUUGGAAAGUUAAAGAUGAUCAUAGCCAAAAAUGGCCCAGAUACAGAGAGGUUACCUACAUCUCACACAUGCUUUAAUGUACUUUUGCUUCCGGAGUACUCAAGCAAAGAAAAGCUUAAAGAAAGAUUAUUGAAGGCCAUCACAUAUGCCAAAGGAUUUGGCAUGCUGUAAUAAGUAUAACAAAAGGGAUUUAAAAAUGAUGGUGAUGAUGUCCCUGUCCAAAAAGGCCAUAAGAUAGUGAGCUACAGUAGUCACCUGUGUUUGUGCCUCCCUUCUUUACUGGGGACAUUGGGCUGGAACAGCAGAUUUCAGCUGCUUAUAUGAACAAAAUCUUUAUUUUUUCUUUUAGCGUGAAAGUGUUACAUAUUCUUUCACUUGUAUGUACAGAGAGGUUUUCCUGAAUAUUUAUUUUAAGGGUUAAAUCACUUUUGCUUGUGUUUAUUACUGCUUGAAGUUGAGCCUUUUUGAGUAUUUACAAGAAAACAAACUGUACUCUCCCAAGGAAAAUAUUGCCAUCAUUUGUAGACCAUGUAACCUUCAAGUAUGUGCUAUAUUUUUGUCCCUGUAUCUAAUCAAAUCAAGAACUGUACUUUUUGAAGAGUUUGCUUUUGAAACUUGAAGUCUUGAAAAACAGUGUGAUGCAAUUACUGCUGUUCUAGCCCCCAAAGAGUUUCUGUGCAAAAUCUUGAGAAUCAAUAAAGAUGGAAGGGAGAACUUGGAAUGU